Schizosaccharomyces japonicus yFS275 is the source of this 1826-nucleotide messenger RNA. RefSeq names its product fungal protein. The record is from RefSeq and is a predicted model, not a curated record. Bases 99 to 1394 code for a protein of 431 amino acids. NCBI's taxonomy places the organism in Eukaryota, Fungi, Ascomycota, Schizosaccharomycetes, Schizosaccharomycetales, Schizosaccharomycetaceae. The transcript has 2 exons. Gene Ontology annotation, cellular component: anaphase-promoting complex.
UACAUAGCGAUAUUAUUCUAUUUUUUUUUUAUUUUUUUUUUUAUUUUUUAUUUUUUAUUACUUACGGUGGAAUAGUUAAAUUUGAGAAAACCUUUUCCAUGUCGACAAGUCAAAGAUUACGCAGUCUUCGUUUAUCUAAAUCACAACGUUCUAAUCAAAAAGUUAAAAAAUCACAACCAGAAACGGCGCUCGAUUUUUUUGAAAGUGCAAUUGAACUAGAAGAAAGUGGUGACCGAUGGAGACUUAACCCAGAAAAGUGUUUGAGGUUUUAUGAAAAAGCUAUAGCUGCAUAUGGAACAUGCUUACAGAAGCAGCCAAAUGAUGCAGAUGCACUUUACAACCAGGCUCGAGUAUAUCUACACAUUGUUAUUCACUGUGAUCCAUUAUAUAGUAACGCAGUGACUUUUCUGUUAACUGCGUUACAACUUGCAACACAAGCCUUGACCAUCAAAGCUAACGAUACGGACUGUUUAUUUAAUAUGGCACAAACGUAUUCUAUGCUUGGGGAAAUCCAACAGGAGCGAGGAAACACCACAGACGCACGUUCAUUUUUAACCGAUGCAUUACGGGUUUCGCAUCAGUGUCUUGAACUCGUACUAGCGAAUCAAGGCAAUGAAGCCACUUCUACAGAAGAUGAUGAAUCGUAUAGGCAGGCGCGUGAAGACAUUAUUGUUUUAAUUUUUCACUUGGCCAGCUUAGUCUGCGAUAGCGACUGGUUGACUGAAGAUGACUAUAGAGAGUUGUCCACAAAAAUCGAGCAAUUAUUACCUCAUUUACAAGACGGAAAUGUGUUGUUUGAAUGGGAACUUGCAAAACGGCAAUGGUUAUUAACGAAGGGCAAAAUUCCAAUCUCAGAUUUCUCAACUUUUUUGCAAUGGUAUGACCAAGAACUAGAAAAAGUGCCUGUUACACAGACGUCAAACCCGCUUGUUGCUAGUUCACAACAAAAACUGCGUUCUGCUCGUGUACAGUUGCUUUGCGACAAGGCUGACGCCCUGCGUGGGUUCGCCGAUGCGUUGCUCCAAAUAGACAAUUCGGCUUCCGGAGUAGCUAAUGCUUGGAACUCUUUAAGCGCCGCUGGAAAAGCGCUCCAGGAAGCAAGCGUACUUGAUCCCAAUCACACACGUAUUUGGAUUUCGCGUGGUGAUUUAGAGCUUCGUCGUGCAGUAAUACCUUUGGACGUCGCACGAAAUUCUUCACAAAUCCUUUACAAGAACGCUCUUAUUUUUUACGAAAAGGCAUUUAAGCUUCAGGCUGCAAAAACGAUUACACGGACAUUUGCCGAAAUCGUCUUAAAACAUUUGCGAGCGCAACAAACACUAGCUCAGCAGCCUACACCUUUAGCUGUUCUGACACCAGAACAGCAAAAAGACAUACUUGAAACUCUUGAUUAGAACGUCUAUUUGUUUAAUCCUUCCCGUUUAAUUGUGCUGUUUUAAUACGCUUCUCUAAUUCGUAAAUUCUGAGAUCAUAGGACUGCAUCAUUUCUUCAUGCGCCUGCCUCGCUUGAACCAAGCUUGAUGCCUCACCACCUAGAAUGAGAUAAAGGACCCCAAAAGUGUAUGUGGAAUUCCACCGUAAUCGUCUGAACGCUCGGAACAUGGAAAAUCCUUUUGCGAGGUCUUUGCAAAUCCCACGGAUUUAGUUCAAAUUGUAACUGAUUUUUUUGGUCCGGUUUUUGGCUUUACUACAACAACAACUCCUGCCUAUAUUGACUUAGAACACUGGCCAACUUGGUGGUUGGUGUAGCGAAACCCGUAGUGGCUUUGGUGGUGGUAAUCUUCUCGGGUAUGGCUCUCUAACAAGCAACUACAGUGCUGAAGGUA